AUGCCCAUGUUAAAAGGUUGGAGGAGCAAGCACGGCGGUGGAGAGUCCAGAAAAGAAACGAAGGCCAAGUCACUCCCUCUUCGACUCACCUUCACGGAGCAGACACAACCUGAUGACUCCAUCAUCAAAAGUUUUGACGAACUCUAUUCUAAGACAGUCAGAGUCUGGAGUGGUGGAGUUUGGAAUAGCGAUGUGAAGAACGGUGCCACAGGCGCAUUGUUCGACUCAUCCCAUCAUGUGCCCGGCGAGGGCACUAAGAACCGCGCGGCUUUCAAGGCCGGCAAGUUUGGCUUUUGCUUAGAGUGGAUCGAUUUUCCGUACGAGGGAGAAGUCUAUCGUGUCCGGUGCAUGAAUGCGUUUUGCGUAAGAUCGCAGCAAUGUACAGACCACCCCAAAGCAGUGUAUAAGGAUGGCCCAAACCGCAUCUAUGAUCUCAUGCAUUGGGAUGAGAACGUCACAUAUGGUAUGAUCAAAGAUACCGGCGCUCCAGCGAUCCCUUUGACGGAUCACCAGCGGAAGCAGCAGGUCUUGGAGGAACUUGAGGAGGUCCAGGCUAAGAUUACCGUGGCGAAGCAACGCGGCGAGCUUGCGACUGCCAAAGAACUGGAACGUCAAGUUUCCAACAUCCAGAGAGCGCUGAAAAACAAAAGUUACUUGCUUGAGGACAGAUCAAACGCCGCGUCCCAAUCUUUUGCGUCGGACACUAUCCUCAACUCCCGGAAAGCUGUAAGCAACUCAACACCAGGUAAUCCAGUCCUCGACGCCAAGGCCAGGCGUAACCCGAACAACACCACGAAAGGAGGCAAGAAGGACUAUACAAAAGUCCUGGGUCCGAUCCAGGAGCAGCAGGGGUCGUAA
This is a messenger RNA of Alternaria ventricosa, 858 nucleotides long. RefSeq lists its product as uncharacterized. Lineage: Eukaryota; Fungi; Ascomycota; Dothideomycetes; Pleosporales; Pleosporaceae. The transcript has a single exon. The record is from RefSeq and is a predicted model, not a curated record. Bases 1 to 858 code for a protein of 285 amino acids.